AUGUCCGCUGCUGAAGUUGAUUCGAUGGAAACAGAUUCUGCAAGUGAGGGCAAGAGUGAAAGUCCUCCAAAAAGAUCAGACAAUCUUUGCUGUUAUUCUCUGAAGGAAUGUAAUGAAGAAAAGCUGAAAGGGUUUGACUUUUGUCAUAAGCAUAUUUUGGAAGACAAGGCCAGUCCAUUUAAGCCAUGUGACUUUGUUUCAAAGAGCAGUGGAAAGAAAUGCACCAAUCCUGCUGGAAAACUUCCUGCAGGACAAAAGUCGUACUGCCUUAUUCAUACUCGUGAUUCAGAACUGAGAAAAGCUCUGGAAUCAAAAACUAAGAAAAAGAAAGGGAAAAUCAGUGUUAGUCAACAGGAAAAACAAGAUAAACCAACAAGACCUGGACCAGGAAGACCUCCGGGAGUAAAGAACAAUUCCAAAAGACCAAAAAUUGACAUCGCAGUCACAUCCAAUAUAAAAAAUGAAUAUCGACGAGAUGAUGUUUUACGAGUUGAUAGUUCUUGGCACGGUGAUUAUGAAAGUGACUCGGAAUCUCUUGACAACGAUAUGGAUGAUCCUCUCAGACAUGCUGGUGUAUGGACUGCUGAGGAAGCGACGAAGAUGUGCCGCGAUAAAUUGUUAAGAUUAAGAUCUCUUUAUAUGUCGCAGUUUGAAAGAUUAAAACAUGUUUAUAAAAACAAGAAGAGGAAAUUCCUUAUGUCCAUGAGCGCGAAUAAUGAAGGUACACCAGCAAAGCGUCCAAGCCUACCUAAACCAAGUGGGUCACUUACAGCAUUACAUAUCGCCAGUAGAGGGUACAAUAGGAGAUAUAGAACAGACGCUUUGCUACAAAAACGAAGUAAAGAGAAACGCUAUGGUGUAACUACUCGGAAUCAAAUCUUACCCCAGUUUCGUUGCUCUCAUUAUACAGACGGGAACAGAUGUACCUCAAGAAUCAUUCCUUUUGCUGUGUACUGUUUAAAACGUAUCCUUGAUGGAGUAUCGAUGAUAAUGUCUGCUUUCGAGUGA
Xenia sp. Carnegie-2017 is the source of this 1008-nucleotide messenger RNA. Its product is annotated as KAT8 regulatory NSL complex subunit 2-like. The record is from RefSeq and is a predicted model, not a curated record. The transcript has 6 exons. The coding region runs from base 1 to 1008 and encodes 335 amino acids. NCBI's taxonomy places the organism in Eukaryota, Metazoa, Cnidaria, Anthozoa, Malacalcyonacea, Xeniidae. Gene Ontology annotation, cellular component: NSL complex.